AGAAUGACUUGUGGCAAAAUCCGGACAUAGUUCCCGUUCGGAAGUCGGGUCGGUGAAACGUGUGCCGCUAAACGGUCGCGCCGGAUUCCUUCGCGUUGGAAGGUGGAUUGGUGUUUGGUGUUUAGACUAGUGAAAGUGUGAUCAGUGUGAUUAUCAAUAUGCCAAAGCAACAGCAGAAGCUCGUGUUGUGUUGAGAGGUUAGCAGUUGUUUGAAUUUUCCCUACGAAUGAAUCAUCCGGCACUAGACGUGAUAAAGAAGAAAAUUACCAAAAUGAAGCUGGACAAUGUCAACUUCAAGAAGAUGGCCAUCAUAUGUGCCUGCACGCUGGUGGGUGGGAUUGUGUUCAGUUUUGGAAUGUUCCCCGCGUUGCUGAAGUUUAUGAUCAAACAGAACUUGAUGCUGAAGCCGGGCACCCAAAUGCGGGGGAUGUUCGAAAAAAUCCCCUUUCCUCUGGACUUCAAGCUGUACCUGUUCCACGUGACCAACCCGGAUGUCGUUAUGAAAGGCGGCAAACCUCGUGUGCGUGAGAUAGGGCCGUACUUUUUCGAGGAGUGGAAAGAAAAGUACGAUACCGUGGACAACGAGGAGGAUGAUACGCUGACGUUCACGUUGAAAAACACCUGGAUCUUCCGGCCGGAUCUUAGCAAACCCCUGACAGGGGACGAAAUCAUAACCAUACCGCAUCCCCUAAUCUUGGGAGCGCUGCUGAUGGUUCAGCGUGAUCGAGAAGCCAUGAUGCCGUUGGUUUCGAAGGGAAUGGAUAUCAUAAUGCAUCCGUUGACGUCCGGGUUCCUCACUACGAGGGUUAUGGAUCUCCUGUUCGAUGGAAUCCUGAUCGAUUGCAGUAGUCAGGAGUUUUCGGCGAAAGCCUUGUGUUCGGGGUUGGAAUCGGAAGGAGCUGUGAUGCCCUUCAAUGAGACUCAUUUCAAGUUCUCUAUGUUUGGAUUGAAAAAUGGAACCGAUGCUGGUCGGUGGGUGGUCUACAGAGGGGUCAAGAACAUCAUGGAUCUAGGACGGGUGGUCAGCUACAACGAUGAAACCGAAAUGGACAUCUACGAUGGUGACGAGUGCAACCGGUUUAUCGGAACGGAUUCCACCAUUUUCCCACCGUUUCUGACCACCAAAGACAAACUGUGGGCUUGGUCGCCGGAAAUCUGUCGCUCGAUCGGGGCUGAGUACGGAGGAAAAUCCAAAUAUGCCGGUCUACCGAUGAGUUUCUUCAAGUUGGAUUUUGGAGAUGCAAGGAACGAACCGGAACAUCACUGCUACUGUCGGGAUCCACCGGAGAUCUGCCCACCAAAGGGCACCAUCGAUCUUGCACCGUGCCUGGGGGCGCCGAUCAUCGGUUCCAAACCGCACUUCUACGACGCCGAUCCGAAGCUGGGCGCUGCCGUUGACGGAUUGACGCCCAACGAGAAGGACCACGAUGUGUACAUUCAUUUCCAACUACUUUCGGGUACGCCUGUGUCAGCUGCCAAACGGUUGAUGUUCAGCAUGGAAAUCGAACCCAUCAGAGAUCACCCAGUGCUGGGUGAUCUACCGACGGUCAUCUUACCGCUUUUCUGGGCCGAGGAAGGUGCUUCGUUGAAUAAGACCUGGACCAAUCAGCUCAAGUAUACACUGUUUCUUGGUCUCCGCUUCAACGCUGCCGUCAAAUGGCUGACCAUCAUCAUUGGAACAAUCGGAACCAUCGUGGGAGGGUUCAUGCACUACAAGCGUACGACCAAGAUGGUUAACGUCACUCCGGUCCAAUCCGUAAACGGUAGCGAAAAAGGUAAGGGAGCUGGCAUGAUGGUGGUGGGACAUUCCCCGGAUGGUAAAGGAGGGUCCGUAACGACACCGGUAAUUCCUACGGCCAAGGAAUUGCUGAAUGGCAACAAUGGUCGAAACUUGCCGACCGUUAUCGAGGGGAUGGAUAAGCCACAGAAGGUGACGGUUACGGAGAUGCAACAGGAGAGGUACUAGACCAGGUCUGGAUUGAAUACAUUUGUGAUGACGAAUCAUUGAAAAAUCGAAAUUUAAAUUCAAAGAUGUUUUUUGUUAAUCAAAAUGCGAACAUGAAACAUAAUAUUACAAAAACCAAAUAACUAAAAUUGUGUCAAAACUGUGAUAGAAUUGCAGAAUAGCUCUAUCAAUAACAUUGAUUGAUAUAGACAGAUUGAUUGAAAAUAAGUUAGCUGUUAGAUCAGAUUAGGUCUAAGUAAUAUUGUAAUUCUUGAUUAUUUGAUUAUGCUACGUGUAGUUCCAAGUUGUAGACAUUUAGACGAAUAUUAGUUCAACAGUUGAAAAAAAAAACUAGCAAUCGGAAAGCACUCACAUCCGGUGGUAUUGCCACCGGUGCUUCGUACACUGUAUCAUCCCACUAGAAAUAAAUAAAUGUUUAAUCGUUGUUUACCGUAAAACAAAAACGAAGAAUCAAAACUAACCCCGCAUUCCCGGAUGGGUUUCCUGCCCCUGAUGGCCACGUGGAACCAGUAGCAAUCCCAAUCAAAUUAGCAAUGCACCGAGAGAAUCCGAGCAUACAUGAGACCCACUGGAAACUUGCACCUAGCUACCUACAGAUGUUGUUGUGUAACAAUCGGUGUAACAUGACUCGAUGUAAAACAGUUGUUAUAUUCAUUUUUUUUGCUAAUAAAUGUUGGUAGAUGGGA
Aedes albopictus (Asian tiger mosquito) is the source of this 2652-nucleotide messenger RNA. RefSeq names its product sensory neuron membrane protein 1 (gene Snmp1). The transcript is spliced from 8 exons. The coding region runs from base 227 to 1966 and encodes 579 amino acids. Gene Ontology annotation, molecular function: scavenger receptor activity. Lineage: Eukaryota; Metazoa; Arthropoda; Insecta; Diptera; Culicidae. The record is from RefSeq and is a predicted model, not a curated record. Gene Ontology annotation, cellular component: cytoplasm; membrane.